Molecule: messenger RNA, 402 nt
Organism: Medicago truncatula (barrel medic)
Lineage: Eukaryota; Viridiplantae; Streptophyta; Magnoliopsida; Fabales; Fabaceae
Product: histidine--tRNA ligase, cytoplasmic
Exons: 4
Coding region: 1-402 (133 amino acids)
Biological process (GO): mitochondrial translation; histidyl-tRNA aminoacylation
Cellular component (GO): cytosol; mitochondrion
Molecular function (GO): RNA binding; histidine-tRNA ligase activity
Source: RefSeq, a predicted model, not a curated record
AUGGCUCCAGAUUUUGAGGUGGAAGAGAAAGGAUUAACUGUUGAGACAGCUGACAGAAUUGGAACUUUUGUUAGAGAGAAAGGACAUCCUUUAACGUUGUUAGAGAAGCUUAAACAAGAAGGCACUCUGGAUGAAUCAAAACGCCUUGAUAAGGUGGUUUUUGACUUGAGUCUUGCCAGAGGUCUUGAUUAUUACACUGGAGUUAUAUUUGAAGCUGUUUUCAAAGGGGGUGUUGAGGUUGGUUCAAUUGCUGCUGGUGGUCGAUAUGAUAACCUGAUAGGGAUGUUUGGUUCGAAGCAAGGUCCAGCAGUUGGUGUAAGUCUGGGAAUCGAGAGAGUAUUUGCCAUAAUGGAGCAACAACAGAAGGAUCAGAACCAGGCGAUCAUAAUGCUUGAUAUCUAA